AUGGGCAGCCCCUGGAACCGCAGCGACGGCGCGGAGGGCGCACCGCUGCCCUGUGACGAGCGCCUCUGCUCGCCCUUUCCCCUGGGGGCGCUGGUGCCGGUGACCGCCGUGUGCCUCGGUCUGUUCGCCGUCGGGGUGAGCGGCAACGUGGUGACGGUGCUGCUGAUCGGGCGCUACCGGGACAUGCGGACCACCACCAACCUGUACCUGGGCAGCAUGGCCGUGUCCGACCUGCUCAUCCUGCUCGGGCUCCCCUUCGACCUGUACCGCCUCUGGCGCUCGCGGCCCUGGGUGUUCGGGCAGCUGCUCUGCCGCCUCUCGCUCUACGUGGGCGAAGGCUGCACCUACGCCACGCUGCUGCACAUGACGGCGCUCAGCGUCGAGCGCUACCUCGCCAUCUGCCGCCCGCUCCGCGCCCGCGUCCUAGUCACCCGGCGCCGCGUCCGCGCACUCAUCGCGGCGCUCUGGGCAGUGGCGCUGCUCUCCGCAGGGCCCUUCUUCUUUCUGGUGGGCGUCGAGCAGGACCCCGGCAUCGACGCGGUCCCGGACCUUAACGGCAGCGCGCCGCUCACCCCCUCGCCCCGCACCUGGCCGCCGCCGUCGCCCCUCGGGGCCUCGCUGGCGCCACCGCUGUCCCCGCCGUCGGGGCCCGAGGCCGCGGAGGUCGCGGCCGCCGCGGCGCUGUUCAGUCGCGAGUGCCGGCCGAGCCCGUCUCAGAUGGGCGCGCUGCGCGUCAUGCUGUGGGUCACCACCGCCUACUUCUUCCUGCCCUUUCUGUGCCUCAGCGUCCUCUACGGGCUCAUCGGGCGGGAGCUGUGGAGGAGCCGGGGCCCGCUGCGAGGUCCAGCCGCCUCCGGGCGCGAGAAGGGCCACCGGCAGACGGUCCGCGUCCUGCUGGUGGUGGUUCUGGCAUUUGUAGUUUGCUGGUUGCCUUUUCACGUGGGCAGGAUCAUUUACAUAAAUACAGAAGAUUCUCGGAUGAUGAACUUCUCUCAGUACUUUAACAUUGUUGCUUUGCAACUUUUCUAUCUGAGUGCAUCCAUCAACCCGAUCCUCUACAACCUCAUUUCCAAGAAGUACAGAGCAGCGGCCUGGAACCUGCUGCUGGCCAGACAGUCCAGACAGAGAAGUUUCUGCAGAAGCAGGGACAUGGAGGGGGACACAGGAGGAGAUACUGCUGGCUACACGGAGCCGAGCACCAAAGUACAGACGUCAUCAACCAGCAUGGCCAAGCAAGUGGCUUCCUCCCCCAACGUGGGGACCUCAGGGAAAACAGGUCUGUAGGGAAAGAAGGACUGCAAGUGGGGAACUGAUGCCAUUAGGAAGAAUUGGGAAGAGUGGUCGGCAUUUUGCAA
Callorhinus ursinus (northern fur seal) is the source of this 1355-nucleotide messenger RNA. RefSeq names its product motilin receptor (gene MLNR). NCBI's taxonomy places the organism in Eukaryota, Metazoa, Chordata, Mammalia, Carnivora, Otariidae. Gene Ontology annotation, molecular function: G protein-coupled peptide receptor activity. The record is from RefSeq and is a predicted model, not a curated record. Gene Ontology annotation, cellular component: plasma membrane. Gene Ontology annotation, biological process: G protein-coupled receptor signaling pathway.